Molecule: messenger RNA, 2136 nt
Organism: Amaranthus tricolor (Joseph's coat)
Lineage: Eukaryota; Viridiplantae; Streptophyta; Magnoliopsida; Caryophyllales; Amaranthaceae
Exons: 7
Coding region: 1-2136 (711 amino acids)
Source: RefSeq, a predicted model, not a curated record
AUGUUAUCUUUUACCAAUGAGGAUGAUGAGUUAGUGACUGUGUCUAUUCAAUAUGAUUGGAAACCACAACUAUGCUGCAAGUGUAAUCAGCUGGUGCAUGCAAAGGAGGCUUGUUGUAUGGGGAUUGUGAGGCAAUGGGUCCCUAAACGUGUGGCACCUCUUCUUCUUCAGUUCCUAUUGUUGAUGAUGAUGCGCUGGGAGCUAUAUCCCAUCCUCCUAAUGCAUAACAUCCUUUCUUGGAAUAUAAAGAGGCUAAAUCUCGCUAGGAAACAGUUGGCAGUGAUUAAGUUUAUCUCUGACAAUAAUAAGCUGGGUCCUUCUUGGUGUUUAACCAAUAAUCUUUCUUAUCAUAUACAUGGUAGGAUUCUUGUGGGUUGGAACCCUGCUCAUUUGAAGGUUGAUGUUCUAUUAUGUAGUAGUCAACUCAUCUAUUUGGCUGCUACUCUUGAUCGUGGGGAUUUUAACUGCUUAGCUAAUCUCAAUGAAAGACUGGACAACCUGUCCGGUUACAUGAGAUUCAACCUCUUUGACAUUGUUUGUCUUUGUGUAGUCUGCAUGAUACGAACGGCCCGUUUGGAUGGCUCCAAAUGGGUGUUUAGUAAGAUUGAUAGAGCUUUGUGUAAUACCCUGUGGGAGGAUGUUUAUCCUCAUGCUGAGGUGUCAUUUCUACCUAAGGGAGAUUUCGAUUAUUCACCUGUUCUUCAGUUCUUCGCUCCUUCCAAAUGGAAACUUCCUUUCUGCUUUUGCAAUUUUUGGGCUGAGAAACCAACUUUCUCUGAUGUUGUUAAGGAUGUUUGGCGUACACAUGUCCCUGGCCACUUGAGCUAUCAAAUUCAGCAAAAAUUGAAUGUUUUGAAGCAUAGUCUGAGGAAACAUUUCCAUCACACACCCUUCCAGAAAACUCUCCAUCAGGUUGAAGCAGAGUUUUUUGAUAUUCAAGAGAAAACUCAUGGGGAUCCUGGUAACGCUGCUCUGGUUAAUAGGGAGAUUGAUUGUGCUCAUAGACUGAAAGUAAUUAAAUCGGAACUUGCUUCCCUGUUGCAACAAAGAGCUAAGGAGUAUUGGCUAAAGUAUAGAGAUGAUAACACUGCGUUCUUUCAUAGCAUCAAACAUAGAUCAUCCCAUAACAAGAUUAACACACUUGUGAUUGAUGGGAUUACUGUAAGUAAUCCUCUUUCUAUUAAACAACCUUUCCUGUCAUUUUACUCUGAUUUUGCAGAGGAAAUUAAAGAUGCCAUGUGGAGUAUUGAUGAUAAUAAAGCCCCUGGUAUUGAUGAUUAUAAUAGUAAGUUUUAUAAAGCUUCUUGGCAUAUUAUUGUUCCAUGUCCUUCUAGCCUAAGGGAUUAUAGACCUAUUUCUUGCUGCCAUGUGAUUUAUAAGUGUAUUUCUAAGCUUGUGUGCAUGCGCCUCAAGAAGGUGCUUGGGGGGAUCAUUAGCCAAUCACAGGGGGCUUUUGUAGCUGGGAGAAGUAUUGCUUAUAAUAUUCUUCUUUACCAGGACUUGGUUAAACACUACACUAGGAAGAGUUGUUCUCCUAGUUGCCUUAUAAAAGUGGAUCUUCGGAAAGCUUAUAACACUCUUGAUUGGAAUUUUAUACAUGACAUGCUUGUGGGUCUUAACUUUCCCUAUCAUUUCAUCAAAAUGGCUAUAACCUGCAUCUCCACCACAAGUUAUACUUUAUUGGUGAAUGGUGAGCCUUUUGAGAUUUUCCACCCUAAACGCGGCCUUCGACAAGGGGACCCUAUGUCUCCUCUCUUAUUUGUUAUAGGGAUGGAACAUUUAUCAAGAAUGUUGAAUGUUGUGAGUUCAGUUGAUUCUUUCCAUUUCCAUCCUCGAUGUAAGCGGUUGAAACUGAACUAUUUGUGUUUUGCUGAUGAUCUUUUGCUUUUUUCCAAGGGAGAAGAAGUUUCAAUCAAACUUCUUUAUCAGUGUUUGGAUAAAUUUGCUGUGUUUUCUGGUUUGUAUGCUAAUCAUCCUAAAUCAGCUAUCUAUUUAGCUGGUGUUCCCCUUCCUGGGAAAGUUCAGCUUGCUGCACGGAUGAAUCUGCCACUUGGUACGCUUCCUUUUAGAUUCUUUGGUGUGCCUUUAACAGCAAAAAAAAUCUCUGCCGCUGAUUGUGAUGUUUUGAUUGAUUAA